This is a messenger RNA of Lathyrus oleraceus (garden pea), 516 nucleotides long. RefSeq lists its product as uncharacterized. The transcript has 2 exons. The record is from RefSeq and is a predicted model, not a curated record. Lineage: Eukaryota; Viridiplantae; Streptophyta; Magnoliopsida; Fabales; Fabaceae. Bases 1 to 516 code for a protein of 171 amino acids.
AUGACUACUAUACGCAUCCUUAUUGAUGUUGUAUCUGUUAGUCAAUGGUAUAUUUCUCAAAUGGGUGUUAAAAAUGCUUUUCUAAAUGGUGGUCUUCAAGAGGAAGUUUAUAUGGUACCCCCAGAAGGUGUUUCUCAUAAUCAAGGGGAAUUAGCCGAACAGUUUGAGAUGAAGGACUUAGGAACUCUUUGGUACUUCUUGGGAAUUGAAGUUGCUUACUCUCAUAGAGGCUAUAUUCACUCUCAAUCCAAGUAUAUUGUCAACAUUCUUGAACAUACUCGCCUUUCUGAUACUAGAGUAGUAGAUAGUCCUCUUGAGUUGAAUGUAAAAUAUGAUUCAUCUGAUGUUGUUCCUCUGUUAGAUCACACCUUAUAUUGUACUUUGAUUGGAAGCUCGGUGUACCUUAUAAUUACUAGACCAGAUAUUACUUAUGUUGCUCAUAUUGUUACUCAAUUUGUUGUCUCUUCUACUACAGUGCAUUGGGAAUCCAUUCGUCGCAUAUGUCGUUAUCUUUGA